This is a messenger RNA of Trichoderma breve, 1014 nucleotides long. RefSeq lists its product as uncharacterized. The transcript has a single exon. Bases 1 to 1014 code for a protein of 337 amino acids. Gene Ontology annotation, cellular component: cytoplasm. Lineage: Eukaryota; Fungi; Ascomycota; Sordariomycetes; Hypocreales; Hypocreaceae. The record is from RefSeq and is a predicted model, not a curated record. Gene Ontology annotation, biological process: sucrose biosynthetic process; fructose 1,6-bisphosphate metabolic process; fructose 6-phosphate metabolic process. Gene Ontology annotation, molecular function: fructose 1,6-bisphosphate 1-phosphatase activity.
AUGGCCUCUCAGUCUCCUCUCCCCCCGUGGCUGCCCCCUCAGCUCACUCAAUCCCCAUCUCCAACGCUCCACGCUCUAAGCACGUCUCUCCUGCCGCAUCUCUUCAGCGCAAUUUCUCAAAUCGGCGCCACCCUCCGAACUUCGCACCACGUCUCUCUCGUUGGAUCCGCAAACUCUUUUGGUGACGAUCAGCUCAACGUCGAUGUCGCUUCGGAGAAUCUCAUGCGCGCUGCGCUUGCAAAGUGUCCGCUUGUGGUGAGAGCCAGCAGUGAGGAAGAUCCCCAAGAGAAAGAGGUUCAUCAAGGAGAAGCUUCCACUGUUGCUUCUUCGGAUGAAAGGUUUUCUGUGGCUUUUGAUCCUCUUGAUGGAAGUUCAAUCAUAGCUCCUAACUGGGCUGUGGGCACAAUUGUGGGAAUCUGGAAAGGCGAGACGGCGCUGGGGAAGAACCCGAAAGACCAGAUUUGUUCCGUGUUGGGAGUUCAUGGACCACGUACAACUGUCAUUGUAGCCAUCAGGGAAGCAGAUGCACCUCAAGGUUCUGCUUCUGCUGAGGGUGUCUGCUUUGAGCUGGGGCUUGGUAACAACGACAAGACUGAGCUCCUUAACGCCAACAUUAAACUCUCUUCGCCCCCUUACAAAACCAGAUACUUUGCCCCUGCAAAUCUACGUUUUGCGGCUGACUCUUCAGAAUACGCCACCCUCAUUUCAUCCUUCAUCACUAAAAAGUAUACGCUUCGGUACUGUGGUGGGCUUGUUCCGGAUUUGGGCCACAUCCUCACCAAAGGCCACGGCGUCUACGUCAAUCCAGUGGAGUCAGCCAGCAAGGCUAAGUUGAGGAGGUUGUACGAGGUUCUUCCUAUAGGUUUGGUGGUAGAAUGUGCUGGAGGAAAGGCUGUGGAUGAGAAUGGAAAGGAUGUUUUGGCCAAGGAUGUGCAAGGAUGUGAUGAGAGGGGCGGAAUCGUGUUUGGGAAUACGGAUGAAGUUGAAGAGGUGGUAAAGGUAUUGAUGGGAUAA